UGACAGUUGACAGUGACCUUGACGCGAACUGGCGCGAUAAACGUACCAAGCUGGCGUCGGUUGGCGCUGACGUAGCAAAAAUGGCUGCGUUCUUUCAGGUGAAUUGCACCUAUUGCGCGGAGGAAAUAAACGGGGUGCGUGUACAAUGCUGCGAGUGUGUCGAUUUCGACAUAUGCCUACAGUGCUUCAGCAGCGGUGCAGAGAUCAGCUCACACAAGAAUGAUCAUUCCUACAGACUUAUUGAACCUUGUGCUGGCGGUGUGUUUGGCGGACGUGAUAAUUGGACUGGCCAGGAGGAACUGCAACUGUUGGAAGCCAUGGAUCUGUGCAGUUUUGGCAGUUGGGAACAUGUUAGUAAACUAAUUGAAACAAGAACACCUGAAGAAGUAAAAGAGAAGUACAUGUCGCGAUAUUUUGAUGGAAGAAUUGGCAGGGCUACUUGGAGUGAAAUUGGUGACUGCAGGCCAGUCCUAAUCGAUCACACAUCACCAGACAAAGGUCCACUUGCGCCUGAAAUUACAUCACGCUUGCCACCAAUUGAUGCAACGCCCGAGGAAGCCGCCCAGGUGGGCUAUGUCGCGCAUCGAGAUGAUUUCGAACGCGAGUACGACAUCGAAGCGGAACGUUUGGUGUUCAUGCUGCAGUUGAAGAUGAACGAGGACACUGAGAUGGAAAUCGCGUUGAAACUGGCUCAGGUCGAUAUGUAUACGCGCCGGUUGCGUGAACGCAAUCGACGGAAACGACACGUUCGAGAUUAUCAACUUGUGGCGAAGUUUAACGCGGAAGAGAAGAAUAAAGACCAACCAUCUGAUUUAACAACGGAUCAAAAAGAAUUUCGAUACAAGAUGAGAGUUUAUAGCCAAUUCUUCACAUCAGGAGAGCAUCAAAGACUAAUAGAAAACAUAGAAAAGGAGAGGGAAUUGAGACACAGACUGGCCGAAUUGCUGAAGUAUCGAAGUCUUGGAUUAACAACACAGGACGAGAUUGUUCACUAUGAGCAACACGCCGCGUUCCAGCAGGAACAACACGUCCACCAUCGGAAAACUGGCAGCAGUGGCUUCAGAAGCAUAGAGGAGCACCACUCAGAAAACGGAAACGGCGAAGCAAACCGAAGUUCAAUCGACGAAAGGUCUGCAUUGCUGCACGUCGACGCGCCCGCCAGCAGCAGCAAUUGCAGCUGCAGCCAGCUGGAUAGUUCAAAAUUGCCGCCCAUUACCACCCUUCCCAAGGCUUACUUACUCUCACAUACUGAAUUACAGUUUUGCACGAUUUUAUGCCUCCUACCAGCCCACUAUCGAACGUUAAAGUGCAGCAUUAUACUUGAUAAUAUUAACUCGAAUGGUAAACGAAGAAAAUUAGACGAGUCCGUGUGCAAUGGCAACGAACUGAAGCUGAAAAUCAACGAACCGCCGACGAUCAAAGAUGUGAUUACAGAGUAUCUGCGCGUCUGCGGAUGGUUACCGACGUGUCCAGUCGAUUAAAAUUAUCAGGAAAUAAUUUGUUUAUUCAUUGUGGGACUCUGGUCAGAUUUUUGGUGGAAGAUUGGGAGAGGGAUAUACCAAAAAAUAUGUUAUAAGUAAACUGUUUUACUUAAGCGUUGGUUGUGAGCACCAGCACGACGUCUUGAAACUAAACGAGAGGCGAUUAUACAAAAAAUUAUGUUCAAAGCUGAAAUGUUUGUGCACGCGCUUUUGCAUUUAUGCGAAUCUAGCAUUCACGUACAUCUCAGGCGUCUGUCUGCGCCACUUUAACUGAUGCAUCUACUCUCAUUGUAUAUAUUAUGUUGUUAAAUUUAAGUUAUUGUGAUAUAUUAAAAGAUGCGAUUAGGAAAUGAA
Dalotia coriaria is the source of this 1835-nucleotide messenger RNA. It is a transcript of the gene Ada2b, whose product is annotated as Transcriptional adapter 2B. The transcript is spliced from 10 exons. Gene Ontology annotation, molecular function: chromatin binding; transcription coactivator activity; zinc ion binding. The record is from RefSeq and is a predicted model, not a curated record. Gene Ontology annotation, cellular component: SAGA-type complex; nucleus. Gene Ontology annotation, biological process: chromatin remodeling; regulation of transcription by RNA polymerase II. The coding region runs from base 81 to 1481 and encodes 466 amino acids. Lineage: Eukaryota; Metazoa; Arthropoda; Insecta; Coleoptera; Staphylinidae.